Messenger RNA from Esox lucius (northern pike), 3301 nucleotides. RefSeq names its product coatomer subunit delta. Gene Ontology annotation, cellular component: cytosol; COPI vesicle coat. The transcript has 10 exons. Lineage: Eukaryota; Metazoa; Chordata; Actinopteri; Esociformes; Esocidae. Gene Ontology annotation, biological process: Golgi localization; endoplasmic reticulum to Golgi vesicle-mediated transport; retrograde vesicle-mediated transport, Golgi to endoplasmic reticulum. The coding region runs from base 382 to 1914 and encodes 510 amino acids. The record is from RefSeq and is a predicted model, not a curated record.
UUUGGGGCCCUCGAAUUUCAAGAUGCCAAUAUGUCUCUCAAGUCAAAACGUUUGCCCAUCCGUUCUAGAGAAUUAUUUUGUCUUCGUAGCGUUGCCUUUAUUUUCUGAAACAGCAUGACUCAAGCACGCAACUUUUAAAGUUCUGAAGUUUCAAAGCCAGCGACCUGAGUAAUUUGUCCAGACAACUAACAGCUCUUCCGGUUGGAGAUGGAGACGUGGCUAUGCCCGGCUGCCAUAUUGGUUCUAACGUUACCCAUAGAGAAGCCCUAACAAGCAGCUUAGCUAGCUAGUUAGCUAACUUUCUCAAAGCGAUUUAGAGUGGAACUUGACUGACCGAACACCAUAGGAGAUUGAAGAUCGUUUUCCGAAAAAGAAACCAAAAUGGUGCUUUUGGCAGCGGCGGUGUGCACCAAAGGAGGCAAAGCAAUUGUGUCGCGGCAGUUUGUGGAGAUGACGCGCACACGUGUCGAGGGCCUCCUGGCGGCCUUCCCCAAGCUCAUGGGCCUGGGCAAGCAGCACACGUUUGUGGAGACUGAGAGUGUGCGCUACGUCUACCAGCCCCUGGAGAAGCUCUACAUGGUGUUGAUUACCACCAAGAACAGCAACAUCCUGGAAGACCUGGAGACACUACGGCUCUUCUCCCGGGUGAUCCCGGAGUACUGCCGUGUGCUAGAGGAAGGAGAGAUCUCUGACCACUGUUUUGACCUGAUAUUUGCCUUCGAUGAGAUCGUGGCCCUGGGCUACAGGGAGAACGUCAACCUGGCCCAGAUCAGAACCUUCACAGACAUGGAUUCUCAUGAGGAGAAAGUGUUCCGGGCAGUCAGAGAGACUCAGGAGCGAGAGGCCAAGGCAGAGAUGCGUCGGAAGGCCAAAGAACUGCAGCAAAUCCGGCGAGACGCCGAGCGCUCUGGGAAAAAGGUCCCGGCCUACGGCGGCUUUGGCAGCUCUGGGAUGAGCAGCAUGUCCUCAGGGUCCUUCAUCACAGACGGCAUCAUCGAACCCGAGAAGCCCAAGAUGGCUCCCGCCCCAGUCAGGCCGAGCGGUCCCAGCAAAGCCCUCAAGUUGGGUGCCAAGGGGAAAGAGGUGGACAACUUUGUGGACAAGCUGAAGUCGGAGGGAGAAACCAUCAUGUCUAAUGCAGGAAAGAGGCCAUCGCUUGCGUCCAGUGUCUUACCGCCACCGGCCCACAUGGAGAGUGUCCACAUGCGAGUUGAGGAAAAGAUCAGCCUGACGUGUGGCCGUGACGGCGGUCUACAGAACAUGGAGGUCCUGGGCAUUAUCACCUUGAGAGUGACUGACGACAAGGUUGGCCGAAUACGCCUGAUGCUCAGCAACAGCAACAAGACUGGAGUUCAACUGCAGACUCACCCCAAUGUGGAUAAGAAGCUCUUCACUUCGGACUCUGUUAUUGGUCUGAAGAACCCAGAGAAGUCCUUUCCCCUCAACACCGAUGUAGGAGUGCUGAAAUGGAGGCUCCAAACCACAGAUGAUGCUCUUAUACCUCUAACCAUUAACUGUUGGCCUUCAGAGAGCGCCACUGGUUGCGACGUGAACAUUGAGUACGAACUGCAGGAGGAGAGCCUGGAACUUAAUGAUGUAGUCAUCGCCAUCCCCACACCGUGUGGGGUUGGGGCGCCCACGGUAGGAGAUGUGGACGGAGAGUAUAAGCAUGAUGGCCGACGGAACAUUCUAGAGUGGCGCCUGCCUGUCAUAGAUGCCAACAACAAAAGUGGCAGCCUGGAGUUCAGCGUAGCCGGGCAACCCAACGACUUCUUCCCGGUCCACGUGUCCUUUGUGUCCAAACGCAAUUACUGUGACAUACAGGUUGUCAAAGUGGCCCACAUCGAAGGAGAUGUGCCUGUAAAAUUCUCUGUAGAAACGUCAUUCCUUGUCGACAAAUAUGAGAUCCUGUAAAACAAAUUGUUUUAAACAGAAUGGUUCAAGAUCCAAGGGAGGCACAAGAAAUACUUUGCCUACCGGCGUAACUUUUCAGAGACUACACAUCAACAGGACUCUUCAACAGCCACUCUUGAGGCAGAGUGCGGUAUUGGUGUAUUUAUAUGUUUUUAUGAGGAAAAUAUAUCUAUUUAUGAAGAGUUAAAUUCACUGGGCAGGGAAACAUCCACCAAAGAGAGGCAGGAAGUCAAAACGGUAACUGAGAGGGCAACAGAGGAUGUGGGCGGAGGUGCUCUUGGUGAAGUGGGGCUGCUAAGAGUGACAAAACAACUUUCUGGGACUCAUUGAUUAGGACAGGAAUGGUUUCAAAACAGACAGUCUUAUUUGUUCUGUUUUGUUCCUAGUUAACAUGUCUCUGCGGUCUGAGGACCUGGUCAGUUCCCAGGUGGUUGGAUUAGAUAAAAUCAAGUAAUUGUGCAUCUUGAGGCUUUACAUUGAGCAGUACAAAUUUGACCAUAUUUUGAAUGAAGAGGACCGGUCAAGUGAUAUUUCAAACCAAAUAAAUCAGAACUGCCAGUUCACCAGAAAUACAUUUUAAGCCUGCUUGUUUGCCCACAAAAAGGGAGUUAUUUACUUAGGUUGAUUGUCAGUAUGUGGCUUUGUGUGUUGCUUGUGAUUUGGAGACAAUGCUGUAUUGAAAACAGUAAGUAAGUGAGCAGUUGGCAUUGGUCUGUUCUCUUACUGCUUUUAACAUUUUGCUUUUGUAUUACACAGAACCACAGUAAACAUCAGCUAUGUAAAUGGCUUUAAUCAGCAGUAAUGUGUGGCAAUUAAUAUUUAAAUGUACACAUUUAUAGCCUACAAAAUGUUUAAAUGUUUUUAUCACUCUCCUUUUACAAUAUUCUGCUCAAUAUCUCAAUCUGAUCUGUUCACCUCUUUUCAAUAUGAAUAUAUGGAAACCCAGAGAAAGACUGCUUGAGAAGAACUCCCAGUUAACAAAACAAAUGUGAUGGAAGGUGUAAUUCACGUUCUCAUUUCAAUGCUCAGCAGAAUGCUAUUUACAAACAGUUGAAAAGACAGAUCGGUUCAGUGUACUGUAGUCCAGUAUAUCAGUUCAGUGUUUUUCAGUCAUCAAACUAACAGAAAAGGAAUACGAAGGUCCUGUUGGGAGGAUGACUGCUGACUGUAACACCGCCUCUGUCUGAGAAUUCCAGGCAGUAAUUAACUGCCAACAUAAGCAAACGGUUCUGUUGUUUUGUAUUUUUGUUUUUAUUUCCGGAAUUUCAAUGCAAUUGAUUGGAUAAUGGGUUUUGAAGAUAAGAUGGAACAUUUUAACUAUGGUAGAAUCAUAAUGUUCUAAUAUAAAACGAGGGGGGAAAAAAUCAUUAAAGUGUUUUAUUAAGUU